UCUCUCUUGCCAGUCUCAGCUGCAGGAGGCUGCAGCUCCAUCACUUCAGGAUCUUCACUGGCACCGGUUACCAGCUAUGAUCUGCCCACUUCCCAGUCAAGCCAUUUUAUUCUGACCUGGGAUCUCUUUAUUUGUUUGCAUGGAAGAUAACAUCCUACCGCAUAUUCAUGGAUUUCUCAUACCACAACUAAUUUGACUCAAACCCGGGAUUGGUGAAAACAAAAAAAAAGACAAAAAAAGGGGUUACUCCAGCGAUUGUUAUAAGGUUUGUGGAAGCUGCAGUUCAGCCUGUCUUGGACAUGGGACCGUGCGUCAGCCGAGAGGGAUCCGGUUCCUGAAGGAGGAAAAGCCCGUGUGCGGGAGUUUUUUUUUAUUUUUGUUUUUUGUUACAGGGGAGGGGGAGCUGUGGGUUUUACGCGCCGAAAUGAUGCGUCCCAACCGCGGCUUCAUCCUGCUCCUCCUCAACGGAACCGCUUGUUUGGUGGCCCUGGGUCAAGAAGACGACUCCUCCAGCCCCAAGAGCUCUUCAGACGACUCCUCCAAGACGGUGGGCCUCCUGAGCGGCCAGGCUCCCCUUUCGCCCCUGAGCCGCUGGAUGCUUCACAGUAAGAGCAGAGCUGCAAAUACCACCUCUCUGGAGCUGCCCUACCGCUCCCCGGUCCCUUUCUCCAAGCAGGAGUUUUCUAAGCAGGAGUUCUGGGAGAUGUUAGGCAGUGACCUGCUCAAACCCGAUGCAUCCAGCUCCAGGGUCAAACGGCGGCCCAUCGUUAAGACCGGCAAGUUCAAGAAGAUGUUUGGCUGGGGAGACUUCUAUUCCAAUAUCAAGACGGUAAGGCUUAACCUGCUGAUCACCGGCAAGAUUGUGGACCAUGGUAACGGCACGUUCAGCGUCUACUUCCGCCACAACUCCACGGGUCAGGGCAACAUCUCAGUCAGCCUGGUGCCACCUGUCAAGGCGGUGGAGUUUGACCUGGAGCGCCAGAGCGUGGUCUACCCCAAGGACUCAAAGAUCUUCAACUGCCGCGUGGACUAUGAGAAGGUGGAUCGCAGCAAGCGCACCUCGCUGUGCAACUACGACCCAUCCAAGACCUGCUUCCAGGAGCAGAUUCAGAGCCACGUGUCCUGGAUUUGCUCCAAGCCUUUUAAGGUGAUCUGUAUCUACAUUUCCUUCUACAGUACAGACUACCGCCUGGUCCAGAAGGUUUGUCCGGACUACAACUACCAUAACGAGAUGCCCUACCUGCCCUCGGGCUAAAAGACUCGGAGGGGGGAGGAGAGGUGGGAGGGGAGAGGAAAAGGGGGGUGAGUAGGAGUGACUGUAACACAUGAGGAGGAAACCAGGGCUGUGAAUCGUUCUUAAUGCCACUGUGGCAGCAAGACACCUUAAAAAAAAUAAAAAUAAACUCUCUGUAGCCUAACUAUUGUAAAAACAUAUAUGCAAGACAAAAAUUACAGUAUGCAUAAUAAUGACAGUGAGGCAUUUGGAAUGCGUAACGGCUGCAUUCAUUAACUGGACUGGUCGUGAAAAUCAAACAUGCACAUUCUUACCUCAAUUCAGUUUCUAAAUGCCAACUCCUCGCCAGCUAAUUCUCUCUUCCAUUAAGCCACUUGUGAAUGUGAAUGUCCUUUUCAUCAUCCUUUACUAUAUUUCACUCUCGCAAAGUCACAAGGCAGCAUUUCCAGGGAAUGGUGCGAUACGAUUCACUGGAGAGUACACAAAUUCAGACUUUAUUACAAACAUCAUGCAGGGUACACACACCCCCACCCCUCCUUCGCACAGUUGCUAGUAGCCAGAGAGGACACGGAGUAUUAAAAAAAAAACAUGAUGGAUUCAUCAGAAAAGGCAAUUAUGUUCACUCAAGCUUCUGCGCGGGAAAGUCACCAGACGCCCCAAUCUUCUGAACAUAGCCACGCUGAGACAUCCAGAGAGAGAGUUGCGUGGAGCUGAUAGGCUUAAUUAGCUUUGUAGCAACUCAUUUGGCAAUGGCUGGAAUGUAACAGAUGUUCAAUAAUAUUAAAAAGUUACACACUCUCGCUCACUGUAAAUGAUUAAAAAGUUACCAUAGGGAACACAAAGCAUUGUUUUCUCACUAAGAGCAGAUUCAUGUGAAGUGUAAUCAACCACUGGAUCAUUUAGGUCACACUCAAUUCAAAGUCUCUUCAAGGGGCAUGGAUGGAAAAAAAGUUCCUUUUACCCCCC
Molecule: messenger RNA, 2200 nt
Organism: Etheostoma spectabile (orangethroat darter)
Lineage: Eukaryota; Metazoa; Chordata; Actinopteri; Perciformes; Percidae
Product: neurexophilin-1
Exons: 2
Coding region: 425-1255 (276 amino acids)
Molecular function (GO): signaling receptor binding
Source: RefSeq, a predicted model, not a curated record